UGCAACCGUUCUUUAUGUUUACAAUUUUUUAUUCUAGGGGCAGGGGUGUUUUUAAAAUGUAAAGUUUGAAUGAAACUUGUGUGUUGAUGUAAAUAAUGCAGUAGUAGGAUAACCUAGGUUCACCCCCACAGCGCAGUGAUGUUUACCAGUCAUACUGCAUUCAUCCAUACAUAGGUGUGUUAUCAAAACAGAAAUGUCAUACAGCCCAAAUACAAGGUCAAUGGUACACAAAAGGUGCAGCUAUUUGCGUAACAACAGAGUGCUAUUUUACAUCAAGAUCCUGGAAUUCACAUGCAUGGGUAAUUUCAACGUCGUCAUCCCUCCAUUACAGUUCAAAUGACGGGAAUCCAUAGAACAUGAAAGCAGCCAGGAAAUGUAGCUGUCCUUUUUGAAGCAGACAAGACAGACACAGCUUUUUAUUUCAAGAUGGCGGAAGGAGUUUCAACAGAUCCACUGCUCAGUAAAGUCAUCCUGGGACACUUGGAGUGUUCCAUCUGCUGCACUCGUUACAAUCAACCCAAAAACCUGGAUUGCUCACACAGUUACUGCCUCAAAUGUCUCCAAGAACUGAAGAAAACUCAAAAUCCUGACACUAAUAAACUAAAAUGUCCUCUGUGCCAGAAAGAAACCAUCUUACCACUCGAUGGAGUGACUGGAUUACAAAGCAACUACCUACUGAUUGCCCUAGUGGAGGAGGUCAACAAACAGGAACAGCUUCCACAAGGUGAAGAGUCAAAGGUCAUGUGUCAGGCUUGUGAUGAGGAAAACGCGGCAAUUUCACAAUGUUUUAAUUGUGAACAUUAUCUCUGUCUGGAGUGUCAGAAAGCACACCAACGUUUAGCUGCAUUGAAGAAUCACGAGAUCAAAACUUUGGCUGAAUUGCAAGAAGUUGAUGAAACCCAAACUGAAUCAAAGAUGAACAUCUCAAGAUGUGACAUCCAUCCCAUUCAAGAGCUCUGCCUCUACUGUAUGACGUGUGAGCAGCUCACUUGUAAACUCUGUGCAAUUUUGCAGCAUAAACAGCCGAUGCACAAUGUUUUUGAUUUACACACAGCUUUUGACAUUUUUCAAAGUAAAGCAAGCAAGGAUGUCUCACAAUUGCACAAAAGCAAAUUUAAAAUGGCGGGACAGUUAGCCACAAUGCGCAAGAGACUUAGCUGCUUGUUUCAAGAAACAAAUGAUAAUAUUUCACAUAUUGCAGAACAGAAAUUCAAUAAAAUCAAACAAGAGGAAAAUGAAUUGAAACAAAAAGCCAAAAUGAUGUACCAAAGAAAAGAUAAGAAAAUGGCAGAAUUGCAAUUUGCAGAGCAGACAAUGAAGACGAUUCGCACUCACAGCAAAACGACUGAUGUGAAUCGUCUGGAAAUCUUAAAGAACAGACAGGAACUUCUCCACAGCUACAGAGAUAUCAAAAUUCAUGAAGAACAAGCAGAAUGUUUGACCUAUGACCUCUCUUUUAUUGCUUUUUGCGAAUUUGAGAAUGAGGUUGAACUUGGGACUCUUCUAAACAAAGAAAACUGGGAAUUAAUGUGUGAAGUGAAAGUGCCUGCUCACUGUUUGUCAUCCUAUUCCACCGGUGAUAUUGUAGCUGUAAAGAGUUCACAAAUUAACAUACUGCGCCAAUUUGGCAAGGAUUUUAACACAAUUUCACAAAUUGAGUGCAAAGAUGUUUCUAAACCCACUGCUAUUGCAGUAAACAAUCAAGACCAUCUCAUUGUUCUAGAUAAACCUAAUGUCAAGACAUUGAACAAGGAGUUUCAGCUUCUUCAUCAGUUCACUCCAGGUAAAGAGUCUGACAGUGAACCCACAUUUCUUGCAGUAGAUGAGAACAAUCUGAUAGCAGUGGGUUAUAAAGACAAGGAAGAGGUUUCUCUACACAACCCCGAUGGAUCCCUCAUCAGAACACUGUCUGCUCCAGGGAUUGAUAAGUACAUGGCCAUGAGUAACCAGAGAAUCGUUUAUAUUUGCAAUAAGAAGCUCAUAUUUGUUGAUUAUCAAGGUAAUAAGAUCUUAGAACAAGAAAAACCGCAGCAAAUUACAGGGGUAUGUUGUGAUCAUAAUUCAGGUGAUAUAUAUUUACUUCACUAUGAUGGUAAAAUCCAACAUCUUAGUGCAAUAGGCGCACAUGUUGGAUGGGUAUUUUUUGUUGAUUUGGGUUUGAGCUUAGGCCCAAUAACCUUUACACAUAAUGAUACGAUAGCAGUUAAACAUCUGAUGUAUGAAGCUGUAAACAUAUAUCAUAGGGUGUUAACACUUUAGCUUAAAGUCCAUUUUCGAUAUAAUUAUUUUGUUUAAACUCAGCUGCUCUGGUUGACCAAAAUAAGACAAAAUUAAAACAAGCAUUAACGUAACGAGACAUUCCCAAAAGAAAAUUACAGGGUUUGAUAAUAAUCUUUUUUAUAACGACGACCCACCAACUUUCACCAAAACUUCUGAGAGAAGACAUUUUUAUCUUGAAAGAUUAUUCUGAUCUUGUACUGAAAAAGUAAAAAAUGACAACUACCUGAAACUUACUUAACUUUUAAAAGAUUACUUCAUAAAUAACUGGAUAACAAAGGCGGACAUAAUGGGGCAGAUGAUGUUUUGAACUAUUAUAAUUAAGAAAGCUUUAGAAGAAUGCGCUUUUUCGAAAAAUCAGUUGACCACCAGUAGACUGAGACUCUUCAAUUAGAAAUGUUCUUAAAUGUCUGGACAAUUUUAUUGUUUACCUCUGAAAGUUUUACUAUCAUGCUCAAACAGCCUACAAAGGAAUUAGAUCCGUAUAUAAUUAUCUUAUACUCUAAUCAAUAAUUUGUCCGUUACUACUUUUACUACUUUAACGAACGUUAGAAUUGUUCAGUGAGUUUAAAAGGUCAGCCGUCGAUUUCACAAAACUCUUCCUAACUUAAGACUAAUCUUAGGACUUAGCCAGCCCAGCCCCCGAUUUCACGAAGCGCUGCGACGCGUCGCAAGUGCAAGUUGCGACCGGUUACACGUCGUAAGUUGCAAUGCGUAUGAAAUCGAUUUCAUCAAAGUUACGAUGCGUUGGAUGCGUCGCAAGUUCCUUGACAACGAGGAAGAACACGUCGUAAGUUACGACGACCCAUAGGGCCGUCGUAAGAAUGCGAUGUUUCAUUUUUUUACGCACAAAAUGCAUGAAAGAACAUAACAAUUACCACACGUAACUUCCGUGAACCAAUCGGGAAGACACUAGACAACCAAAUGGAAAGUUACCCUCCCCCCCAAUAAAAAAAAAAAAAAGGACGGGUAAAAGAAAAGAAAACAAACACACGCAUAA
Asterias rubens (European starfish) is the source of this 3277-nucleotide messenger RNA. RefSeq names its product tripartite motif-containing protein 45-like. The transcript has 2 exons. NCBI's taxonomy places the organism in Eukaryota, Metazoa, Echinodermata, Asteroidea, Forcipulatida, Asteriidae. The record is from RefSeq and is a predicted model, not a curated record. Bases 427 to 2259 code for a protein of 610 amino acids. Gene Ontology annotation, cellular component: chromatin; nucleoplasm. Gene Ontology annotation, biological process: positive regulation of DNA-templated transcription. Gene Ontology annotation, molecular function: ubiquitin-protein transferase activity; zinc ion binding.